GAAUAUUAGUGUGAAAUCAAAGCGUAGUUCUAAAGAUAGUAAAUAGUAAAAUUUUCAAGUAAAAACAAUAUAAAUAAUGUAGACAACUGUAACCUACUAAGUUUAAUCAUGGAAGGUCCUUGUAGAGUAAGUAAAUGUCCGAUCUUUUGUAUAUUGAAAGCUGUGGUUGUUGCACUUUUGACGAUUUUUGUGUUGUUCUGCCCAAUCGGUGAUCCGGCCGAAUUAUGUAAUAAUACGAAUAAAUCUCGAAACCAAAAUAUACCGUUGAUCUGUUUAUGUGAAUUCUACAUCGAAACAAUAAAAUUGUUUAACAAAACAAAGGAAGUUACGGAGUUAGUGGUGUGCAGAGCGUUGGACUUGCUAUAUGAAGCUAAACUAAAGUUUUAUGCUGUAUUGAAUAAGGUGGACGGGUCUGAUUUAUAUCAGUCAGUUUGUUGUAAGGACAGUGAGGUUAGCGUUGAAGACGCUGAACAGCAGCAACUUGCUUGCAAGUGUACAAGAAAAUGCUGCAGCUGCAGAAAAAAAAACUGUUGAAAAUUAAAUUAUAUAAUUUUAUUAAUUUCUAUAUACACACAGCUGUAUUAAAUUCAAUAAUAAUGAAUAUGAGUAUACGAUUUGCUGAUUCCAAAAU
Nymphalis io (European peacock) is the source of this 631-nucleotide messenger RNA. RefSeq lists its product as uncharacterized. Bases 109 to 534 code for a protein of 141 amino acids. The record is from RefSeq and is a predicted model, not a curated record. Lineage: Eukaryota; Metazoa; Arthropoda; Insecta; Lepidoptera; Nymphalidae. The transcript is spliced from 6 exons.